CCAAACAGGGCUAAAUAAAAUUAUCAUUUUUAGUAUAAAUCGUCUGAUUUUCUUUGACAUGUAUGUAAUGGUCCAAUUAUUUUUCGAUCAUUUCAAAAGCCUCCCUCCAACGUAAAGGGGGUAUGGGUUUCAAUUGUAAGUUCAUUCAAGCCCUCAAACUUACUCAAUCUGUCUCUUUGAAUCGUUUCUUGAAAAUUCGCACAUUGAAAACGCUUUCCAGCUUAAAACCAUUCAACUCAAAGCUCUCAAAUUUAAUGAAAGAUGGCUUGGUGUCUGAAGCACAGAAACUGUUCUUUGGAAUGCCCCAAAGAAAUACAGUCACAUAUAAUGCUAUGAUAAGAGGAUAUUUUCAAAAUGGGUUUUUUGAACAAGCUAUGGAUUUGUAUAUUCAAAUGCCGGUUCGGGAUAUUUUCUCGUAUAAUACUAUGAUCUGUGGGUUAAUGCAAUAUGGGGAUGUUAAAGGGGCUGAAGAGAUUUUUGACUGUAUGGGGUGCACAGAUAUUGUCACUUGGAAUUCAAUGAUUUCUGGAUACAUUGAUAAUGAUUUGAUGGAUGAUGCAGUGAGAAUAUUUAAUGCGAUGCCUAUGAAAGAUGUUGUUUCGUGGAAUUUGGUUAUUGCAGGACUGGUGAAAGUUAAGGAGUUUGGUAAGGCUGAGCAAAUGUUUAGGGGGAUGAGCACGCGGGAUGUUGCAUCUGGUACUAUUAUGAUGAAGGGGUUUUUGGGAGAUGGUCGAAUUGAAGAAGCAAGGGAAUGUUUUGAUAAUAUGCCUAUAAAGGAUGUUCAAGCUUGGAAUACAAUGAUCAGUGGUUACGUGCAAACUGGACUUGUUGAGAUUGCGGAAGUCUUGUUUCAUAAGAUGCCUGAAAAAGAUGGGAACUCAUGGAAUGAAAUGAUGGAUGGGUUUGUAAGUGUUGGUAGGAUAAUUGAUGCCAUGAAGCUUUUCGAUGAAAUGCCUCAAAAAUGUGAAAGAUUAUGGAAUUUAAUAUUGUUGGGAUUGGUAAGGAACGGUUUGGUGAAAGAAGCUCAUGCCUUGCUAGAGAAAAACUCAUAUAGUAAUAUAGUGUCAUUGACGAAUGUGAUGAUUGGAUACUUUAAUAAUGGAAAUGUUGACAGUGCCUUGAAAAUUUUUGAAUGGAUGCCUGUUCGUGACACAACUGUAUGGAAUGCCACUAUAUUUGGAUUGGGAGAAAAUGAUCGUAGCGAGGACAGUAUAAAAUUGUUCAUCAAAAUGAAAGAAGAUGGUAUGUUCCAGGAUGAAGCUACAUUUACAAGUUUACUUACCAUAUGUUCAAACCUUUCGUCCUUGAACCUUGGUAAAGAAAUUCAUGCAGAAGUAAUUAAGGUGGGGAUUAAUUGCUUUAUCCCUGUUAGUAAUGCAUUAGUGACCAUGUAUUUUAGAUGUGGAAAAAUGGACUCUGCAGUACUUGAAUUUUAUUCCAUGUCCGGCCAUGAUGUUAUUUCUUGGAAUUCUGUAAUUAGUGGAUUAGCUCACCAUGGGCAUGCUGAACAAGCUAUAGAGAUGUUUGAGAAAAUGAGAUUAUCAAAUGUGAAGCCUAAUCAAAUAACUUUUGUAGGUGUCCUUUCUGCAUGUGGCCAUGCCGGCCUUGUUGAACAUGGUAAAUAUUACUUUAAUAUUAUGCAAAAUGAGUAUUUUCUUCACUCAACAACUGAGCAUUAUACUUGUAUUGUUGAUCUGUUGGGUAGAUUUGGACUUAUAGAUGAGGCAAUGAAUAUUUUGGAUCAGAUGGGUGUAUUAGGACUAGAAGUUCCAGCAAGUGUUUGGGGAGCAUUGUUUGGAGCAUGUAGAAUGCAUGAUAACAUCACUAUAGGUGAGAUUGCUGGGAACAAGAUUCUGGAAUUAGAGCCUUCUAACUCUGGUGUGUAUAUGAUUCUAGCCGAAAUAUACCUGGCUAGUGGGAGGAAAGAUGAGGCAGAAAGGAUAUCGGUUCGCAUGAAAGAGAAUGGUGUUAAAAAGCAGCCUGGCUGUAGUUGGAUUGAGUCAAACGAUGGUGGCCAAGUAUUUCUUGCAGGGGACAAAACACAUCCUGAGUUUAAGUUCAUCUCCCAUGUUAUAGACUUGAUAUAUAUGGAGAUGGAGAUAGAACAUUUGAAAUCAGAUUUUGCUUCAUUCUCUGAAUCUAUAGAAGGCAUGUAGCUAAUAUUGAAGCAGCUGUUGCUUGAACAUUUGUCUGUGGAAAAUGAUCUAUUUUUUGGAAUAUUGAAGAAUGUGUAUUGAUGAGUAUCAGAAUCUCUAAAGAGAAGUCAUGGUCCAGCCAUCACGAGGAAGUGGAAGUGUAAUACAAAAGAAAACUAUUGAUUGCAGAAGGCAAUUGACCCCUCUUGGCCUAAUAUAAAUUGUGUGGCUAACAAAGGUAGUGGAAUGACAAUCUCAUGAUCAUAUUGUGGCUGACUACUAAAUUCAAAUAACAAUUUAAUCUCUUAGAUGGCCUAUUGUGUCCAGCCCCAUACAAGAUUCAGCAAAGGGACUGCUGAUCGCACAGGGAUGAAAAAUGAAGCCUCCUUUAUGGAUCUCUCCACCAUUAUGUCCCUGGAAAAUAACUUGAUUAACAUAAUGCUGGAACCUUGUAUGGCGAUGGUGAUUGCAUCAUUAGGCUGGAUCAUUCUUACGAGAACUGCGUAGAUGCUAGGCGGAAACAGACUUGAUGUUGGCCGUUCAUUCAAUUAUUCGGGGUGAAGGACCAUGGGGCGUUUAUCGAUGAACAGCGGAUUGACUGAGCUUUUGGCAUUGCUUUGUUUUUCUCUCCUUUCCUAUCAGCAAGUGCAGUCUUGAUUGAUAAUGGGAGUGGUUUGAAUGUUUGCACGUUGAGCAGUAUAUAGGAUAUUUUAAGACGCAUCAGAUACCACCUCUCUUUUGAUUGAUAUUCAGUAUCCCACAUCAACUGAGAAGGGAACCAGGUUGCUGGCUUACUUGCGUCUGAGGGUUUGCACCGUCGCUGUUAUCAGAAUAUGUUCCUCUCUUACUUCCUCACUGGAUACUUGCUCUUCUUUUGAUAUACAGACAUGGUCUUCCUAACUUUAGGGUCAUUAGAGACUUUUACGUGCUUCAUCUUUGUGUGGGAAGUAAAACUCUCCCAUUUAUUUCACCUCUUCAUAUGUCGCACUCUUUUAUGUUCGGAGGUCAGGUAUAUGUCCUUCGAUAUAUUAAAUAGUUGGGAAAUCCUAACCUCCAUUCUUGGUGGAACCUAAAAACUAAGUAAGGUUGUGUUGAUGCUUUGCUUUAUAAAAAUAAAGGGAUGCUAUUCAUGUGAUUAAUUUAGCAAUUUAAAUAAACACUUUCCCAGCUAUUAAAGCUGUAAAUUUGCAAAAAGAUUGAGUUCAGCUUGUUUUUCCGAUUUCACAAGUAAUUGUUUCGUAUUUUUCUCGCUGCUAUUCAUCGUGUUCCUAGUGGCUUUUGAUUUUAUGCAACAGUUUCAUUUUAUAUUUGAAAGCAGAGAAUUUGUGUACCAUUAAAACUUACCAAUCUAUUUUUUAAUAAAAAAAAAUUCUACUCGUAUUUUCAUAGAAUUAUCUUUUUUCUUUAUUAUGGGGUAUGCUUGUGAUGUAUGAACUUGUUCAGUUUUGUUAAUCUCUGUUUCGAUACAUCAGAUAGAUAAAACCAAAUAUUGUGGCGUUAAGUGAUGAAAGUUCUUGGUCUUCUCCUCCCCAGAUUUUAAGGAUGAAUAAAGACUCAUUC
Molecule: messenger RNA, 3695 nt
Organism: Olea europaea var. sylvestris
Lineage: Eukaryota; Viridiplantae; Streptophyta; Magnoliopsida; Lamiales; Oleaceae
Product: pentatricopeptide repeat-containing protein At4g02750-like
Exons: 2
Coding region: 123-2156 (677 amino acids)
Biological process (GO): RNA modification
Molecular function (GO): RNA binding; protein binding
Source: RefSeq, a predicted model, not a curated record